Durotheca rogersii is the source of this 1392-nucleotide messenger RNA. RefSeq names its product glycosyltransferase family 2 protein. The transcript has a single exon. NCBI's taxonomy places the organism in Eukaryota, Fungi, Ascomycota, Sordariomycetes, Xylariales, Xylariaceae. The record is from RefSeq and is a predicted model, not a curated record. Gene Ontology annotation, cellular component: endoplasmic reticulum membrane. Bases 119 to 1321 code for a protein of 400 amino acids.
GCGCGUCCUCUGAUGGCAGCCAUGGCCGAAACCGUGGCAUCGCUCAUCAAGAUGGUAGAGGAGGCACCCCUUCACAUCCUAUUAAUAGCGGCUGUAGCACUGGCCGUACUCGCCUUCUAUGGUGUAUGGAUUCUAUUUGCUCGCCAGCUUCUGGCAACGAGUGGCUCAGCUAAUCUAUACGCAGCUCUAUGCCGUCCUACAUCUCGUCGCCCCGAAGCCACGCCCCGUCCUACCCUCCGAAAAGACUUAUCUCACCACCACGCCUACCGGCGUUGCUACGCGACAGCUCCCGUGCUGGCACGACCAAUGGCUAGCCGAACGCCACGAGAGCGAGAACGAGGCCCGAACCAAGCACGACGAUCCUGCGGGCGCAGACAUCGCCGAUGCCGGCUUCAUCGAGCCUGCCGAGGUGCGCAUGAGCGUCGUGUUCCCGGCCUACAACGAAGAAGAUCGUAUCCUGCCGACCCUGAAGGAGGCGGUUGAGUACCUCGACGCAACGUUUGGCCGCGAAACCCGCCUGCGCCCGAACGCACCCCAUAAGCGACCCCCCCCUUCCCCGCGUAGGCAUGUUAAGAAUGCGCCCCGCGAGGAUCUGUCCGGAUACGAGAUCAUCAUCGUGAAUGACGGAAGCAAGGACAAAACGGUUGAUGUGGCACUGAGUUUCGCGCGGGAGCACGGCCUGCACGAUAUCCUCCGUGUCGUCACCCUCGAGAAAAACCGGGGCAAGGGGGGCGGUGUCACCCACGGCCUUCGCCAUGUGCGCGGCGAGUACGCCUUGUUCGCCGACGCGGACGGAGCCUCGAGGUUCAGCGACCUGGAGAAGCUGAUCGAAGGCUGUGAGGAGGUAGCCGAUGGCGCGCACCGGGGCGUCGCGAUCGGCAGCCGGGGCCACCUGGUGGGUAGCGAGGCGGUGGUGCGGCGGUCGGCGCUUCGCAACUUCCUCAUGCGCUCAUUCCACCUAGUGUUGAUGAUCCUGACGCCGCCGGCGACAUCGCGUAUCCGCGACACGCAAUGCGGCUUCAAGCUAUUCUCGCGCGCGACGCUGCCUCAUAUUGUACCGUACAUGCACGCUGAGGGAUGGAUCUUUGACAUCGAGAUGCUGAUGCUGGCCGAGUCGGCGCCUGCCGUGCCGGUACUCGGCCACGACGGCACCGUCAUCGGCAGCAGUCCCGGCAUUAAGGUUGCCGAGGUGCCUAUCGACUGGCACGAAGUCGGUGGCAGCAAGCUCAACGUCAUUCAAGACAGCAUCAAGAUGGCUAUCGGUCUCGCUGUGCUACGUGCUAGCUGGAUGAUGGGCGUGUACCGCCGGCGACUAACCUAAAGGUUAAGGAAGAAGAGCAAACGGAAGAAGGGAGAGAAGAAGAAGAAGAAGAAGACGAAAAAGACAUAUAG